AUGGAUCAUUUUAUAAAAGACUUAAGAUUAUUAGCUAAACCGUGCAAUUUUGGAACUCAAGAAGAUAGUCUUAUAAGAGAUAGAAUAAUUUUAGGGGUCCAAGAUCAUAAUUUGCAAGAAAAACUGUUGGGAAUAAAUAAUUUAAAUCUGGAAACUGCAGAAAGCACUUGUAGAACAACAGAAGCUACUAAGCUUCAAGCAAAAGAUUUAAACAAGGAAGAAGUGAAUUUAAUUCGAAGAAGAGGAUACAGUCAAGGUAACCCUAGUACUAGCCAAGCUAAGUGUGGACUGGAAGGACAUUUUGCUGUAGGAUGCAAAACAGGAUACAAUAAAAAAGAUAACUUUAGUAACACUAAGAUAAAUAAGAACAAAGGUAAAUAUUUUAACAGUCACAAUAGAAAUAUAAAUAGUAAUCAACAUGUAAAUGUUGUUGAUGAAAAUGAUUCGAGUGAUGAAGAUUUUGUUAUUAACAAUCUAACUGUAUUCAACAUUUAUGAGAAUGAUAAUUCAGAACUUGAAAAAAUUUGGACAGAAAAUGUAUGUAUUGAUAAUAGUGUAAUUAAGUUUAAGGUUGAUUCUGGAGCUCAAUGUAAUGUACUUCCAAUAAGUUAUAUAAAAAAAUUAGAAAGGGAGAAUGACAUAAUUUAUUCAGAGCAAAGUAUUAUAGCCUAUGGCGACAAUAAAAUCAGAGUUGUAGGAAGUAUAAUCUUAAAAUGUUUAAUUAAAAAUAAUAUUCAAAAUGUAAAAUUCUUGGUUGUAGACUUACGAGGCAAACCUAUUCUUGGUUUAAAAACCUGUGUAAAAUUAAAUAUAAUAUGCAAGCUGGAUGAAGUUAACUUAAAUAAUAAAAGAGAUCCUAAAGAAAAUUUCAUUAAUCAGAAUAAAAAGUUGUUUGAAGGUACUGGUAAAGUUCCGUUUAAAUAUAGGAUUUUGUUAAAAGAGGGUUACAAAUCAGUUGUAAGUAAUUGCAGAAGAGUCGCUGAAAAAAUUAAAGGAAAGCUAAAAAAUACUUUGGAUGAGUUAGUAGACAAAGAGAUAAUUGAGAAGGUCGAUGAACCUUCAGAAUGGAAAUCUAUAGAAGGUUAGGGUCCUAUGGAAAGAGUUGUGCUUUUUGAACUGUUUCCAAGUACCAAAAUGAUCAAUUCUGAUGUUUACUAUCAACAACUAAUGAUAUUGGAUAAAAGAAAUCAAAGAAAAAUGUCAAAUCGGAAACUAUCAAUGGUCUAUCAUGAAACUGGAAGAUCUUACACAUCUUUGGCGACUCGUAGCUAACUAUUGGAGCUUGGUUGUUCUGGCUCCAUCAGAUUACCAUUUAUUUCGAUGUUUGGACAAUUCUUUGAAUGGUUAAACUUUCACAAAUAACGAUGACCUUCAAUCGCACCUGGUUUAGUUUUUUGCUGAUAAGGAGCAGUAAUUUUAUAAACGCGGUAUUAUGAAGCUGAAAGAAGAUGUCAAAAAAAGUAAUUGAGGAAGAUGGAAGUAAGCUUCAGUUCUAAUCCUCAAAUGUUCCAGAAAUUCCUUCGAAAACAUUCAAACUUUGGCCGUUUUCAGUACUACUACGUGAAGUUGUGAAAAAUUGGUUAGGGAAAUUUUGCUCUAGGUGGAUAGGUCGGAAAGCAUCUGUCGUGAUUGGAUCAAGCAUCUUCAGAACAAAUCCUGAGCUGCAUCACUAGUUUUCUUUGGUUAAGUUGAACAGUAUAUAAAACUAAAAGAGUUGGUCAUACGGCAUAACAAACUGGUCACCAAGAUCGUGUGAUUUAGCCCCAAAAAAAUCAUUUUCUUUGAGAUUAUGUAAAGUUGUUAAUAAA
Messenger RNA from Diorhabda carinulata, 1808 nucleotides. RefSeq lists its product as uncharacterized. NCBI's taxonomy places the organism in Eukaryota, Metazoa, Arthropoda, Insecta, Coleoptera, Chrysomelidae. The transcript has 3 exons. The coding region runs from base 1 to 1086 and encodes 361 amino acids. The record is from RefSeq and is a predicted model, not a curated record.